Homalodisca vitripennis (glassy-winged sharpshooter) is the source of this 483-nucleotide messenger RNA. RefSeq names its product protein kinase C-binding protein 1-like. The transcript has 5 exons. The record is from RefSeq and is a predicted model, not a curated record. NCBI's taxonomy places the organism in Eukaryota, Metazoa, Arthropoda, Insecta, Hemiptera, Cicadellidae. The annotation marks the transcript as partial.
UUUAAUUCAGUACAGUCCAAGUUCACCAACACAGCUCGAGCCCUGCUGAAGAUCUGUAAACAAGAGAUGCAGGAGAUUGAAAACUGCCCAGAUUGCUACCAGAACGCCCACACUCGUUCUUCUGACUCCUGGUUCAUCGAAGCUUGUCGGCGGCCACACGUUCUUGUCUGGGCUAAACUGAAGGGAUUUCCGUUUUGGCCAGCCAAAGCUAUGACAGUCAACAAUGAGAAUAUGGUUGAUGUUCGCUUCUUCGGUGCCCAUGACAGGGCUUGGGUGCCUGUCAGCUCGUGCUUCUUGUACAGUAAACUCUCGCCAACUCCUGCGUCCAACAAGAGCAGACGUAACCUAGAAGAGUGUCUGCAGGAAUUGGAGCACCAUAUCAAGAAAUUAAGAGACAAGUUUGGUCGCUUUGAAUAUCCCCCGUACAAGACCCCUUAUGAUCCGAAGAACGAGGAUGCUCAACUUGCAAUGUUACUACCGAUG